AUGGAUGAAGAAGAAGUCUUGUCGGAGGGCAAGGUGGAGGAAGACACAGAGGAAGGACAUGAAGAGGAGGAGGACCAGCUAAUGGUUUGCCACUUGACCAAAGAAACUAUCGCCGAGGGGCUCUCUUUACUGGCUCGAACGGGAAAUGGACUAUCUCAUGCCUUUGUCAGACUGGACCUGACAGACAAGGGACUGACAGACAUUACUGCAAUCAGCAGCUAUGUUCACAUACGUUUCCUGGAUUUGUCCAAAAACCACCUUACUGAUCUUUCUCCUUUGGCAUCAUUAACCCACCUGCUUUGGCUGAAGAUGGAUAGUAAUGCAGUGGCAUGUUUCAAAGGGCAACCGCUGGGUCAGCUGACCUACUUGCAGUGGCUGAGUGUGGCAAUGAACCAGCUGAAGGACCUGGAAGGGCUGGUUGGACCUGCCCUAGAGAGCCUCAAUGUUAUUGGUAACAGUAUCCAGAGAGUGAACGGUCUGCAGUAUCGCCAUCUGACCAACCUGGUGACUCUAGAGCUGAGAGGAAACCGCUUGGACACAACUGACGGCAUCUAUCUUCCAAACCUUCGCCAACUAUUUCUGGCCGAUAAUGGUAUCAAACGUCUGGAGGGGUUAGACAGGCUCGAGUGCCUCGACACCCUUCACCUCCGAGACAACCAGCUGGAGACUCUGGAUGGCAUUAGCCCAAACAUGAAGUGUCUGAAGUACCUCAAUGUCAGAGGCAACAUGAUAUUAAGCCAGAAUGCCCUGCAAGUCCUUGGGUGUCUAUCGAACACCCUGCGGACUUUGGUCCUUGCUGAGAAUCCUCUGGCAGAGACAGAGAAUUACCGCCUGCUGGUGCUUGCUCACCUGCCACAGCUGGAGAGACUUGACAAGGAUCCUAUCUCCUCUGAGGAGAGGACUGAAGCCCAUAGUAGAGUCAAUGAACUUAAGGAAGAGGAAGUACCUGACCCAGAGGACUUCUAAUAAUGGCUGAAUUGAGGGAGUGGCGUAAACCUGUCUUCCUUUUCCAGCAUGAGCCUGGUGUGGAUAGAUGGGUGGGUGUGUACAUCGGAGAGACAAAGCAAGCACAUUUAAUUGCAUGAGUCUGUGCAUGAAAUGAUUUUUAUAACUGAAACCAUAUAAAAGGGGUGUGCAUUUAUACAGGUAUCAAGAUAACUCAUCUGUUUUAUUGUCAGUGCAAUGCAUUUUGCAUCAUACAUACAUUGAUAUAUUAAGUUAA
Myripristis murdjan (pinecone soldierfish) is the source of this 1222-nucleotide messenger RNA. RefSeq names its product leucine rich repeat containing 23 (gene lrrc23). The transcript is spliced from 8 exons. NCBI's taxonomy places the organism in Eukaryota, Metazoa, Chordata, Actinopteri, Holocentriformes, Holocentridae. The record is from RefSeq and is a predicted model, not a curated record. The coding region runs from base 1 to 966 and encodes 321 amino acids. Gene Ontology annotation, molecular function: protein binding.